Molecule: messenger RNA, 3117 nt
Organism: Trichechus manatus latirostris (Florida manatee)
Lineage: Eukaryota; Metazoa; Chordata; Mammalia; Sirenia; Trichechidae
Gene: THG1L
Product: tRNA-histidine guanylyltransferase 1 like
Exons: 5
Coding region: 769-1269 (166 amino acids)
Biological process (GO): tRNA modification
Molecular function (GO): magnesium ion binding; tRNA guanylyltransferase activity
Source: RefSeq, a predicted model, not a curated record
CAGCGGAUGGGCGUGGGCUGGCCAGGGUAGUUAAAUGGGACAUGGUGUGUCCCUGGUGAGGAACUGGCCUGGGGUGCCCGUGCUUAGUGGCCAGAGAUCUGUUAGCAGGACUUGGUGGAAAAACUCAAUCCCGGGGACAAUUGUUCAGCUAUUCUGUCAAGAUAUCUUUGAGCGCAAACUGUGGACAGCACUUUUCAGUAUGUGCUUAUUCCUCUAUCAGUAACAGACCAAAUGGACUGGAUUCAGGGAGAAAAGAAAAAAAAAAUGUAGCAGAAAGAUGGGAAUUUAGUUUUUUAAAAAAAGUACUGUUUUAAUAAUAAUUAUUAUUGUGACUAACAUUUAUUGAGCAUUUACUAGGAGCCAGGCACAACUGCAUUUAUCUUUCCCUAAUCUUCAGGACAACCCAAUGAGGUAAAUACUCUUUAUCCCUAUUUCACAGAAAAGGGAAUUAUGGCUUAGUAGUUUUGUCCCUUUUCUUUUCACUUGGUCUGGGCAAGGAAAAACAAGAGUUCUUAAGGAAAUGAAUGAGCUGUGGGUAAGUGGAAUGUCUGGGUUCCCAGCACUAUUACAGUUAUCUGACAGCCUUUGUGAUCUGUGUUGUUAACGACAAGAUCUCUUCCAUCCAUGCCAUUUUCCCUCCUCUCUUUCCCCUGUGAAGGUUUGCUGAGAAGCACAACUUUGAAAAACCUAAUGACAGCCGUGCCCUCCGCCUAAUGACUAAAUGUGCCCAGACUGUAAUGAAAGAAUUGGAGGAUAUUGUGAUUGCAUAUGGACAGAGUGAUGAGUACAGCUUUGUGUUCAAGAGGAAGAGUAAUUGGUUUAAAAGAAGAGCCAGGCUUUGAUGGAAGAGUCGUGGUGUAUCCUACCAACCAGACCUUAAAGGACUACCUCAGCUGGCGGCAAGCAGAUUGUCACAUCAAUAAUCUUUAUAAUACAGUUUUCUGGGCACUUAUACAACAGUCUGGACUAACACCAGUACAAGCCCAAGGGAGAUUACAGGGAACUCUUGCAGCAGACAAGAAUGAGAUUUUGUUUUCCGAAUUCAACAUCAACUACAAUAAUGAGCCCCUGAUGUAUAGGAAAGGAACUGUGUUAAUAUGGCAGAAGGUGAAUGAAGUCAUGACAAAAGAAGUUAAACUGCCAGCAGAAAGUAAAGGACAAAAGAUGGCAGUGACCCGAACCAGGACCAAGCCAGUGCCCUUUCACUGUGAUAUUAUCGGAGAUGCUUUCUGGAAGGAACAUCCAGAGAUCCUUGAUGAAGACAGCUGACCCUGUGCUUUUUGAUCCUAGUGUGCCUGACCCUACAAGUCCCCCAAGUCUGCUUGCCUCAGGUGGCCCUCGCAUCCCUGCCACCCAGGAGAGAGUGCUGAGAGGGACACGAUUCGCUUUGAGAGGGGAACAGGGAAGAAAGGGAUGGAUGAGGGCGGUGUAUCUUAUUCUGCUCUAAGCAGAACACCUUUUGUGCACUGUUGGAACAUGGUUCCUUCAGUAGAAGUGCAUUUUUUAAAAACUGCGGUACUAUUUUUAUAAAGCAUGAACUAUUUUGUGCCUUGCAGAAUGAAUCGUUUUUAGGUUGUGGCAUAAGUCUUAAAAACCUGUCAGCUCUUUUCAUCUAUAUAUAAGAUGAGCCAAAACUUUAUUCUUAACUAGAGAAUUGAGUGGCCUUGAAAAUCUCACCUUUCCCACCCAUCCACUUGCAUUUGUCUUUGGCAGACCUGGAGAUAAAUAUGGGCUGAUGCUUGCAAGAUGCCACUGAGUUCAGGAAUUCCAGGGAAGACACACACAAAGCAACUCUCCACGUUGCCAACUUUGGCUGAACAAAUGAGUAGUAGUUUAGAUGCCCUUCCGUACACAUCCCAGUGGACUGAUUUUGUGGGGUUGUGUUGUCAGCAUGAUGAUCAUCAUCAUUAUCAUCUUGCCAGAGGCAUUGUUUCCAAGGCCACGUCUUUCUAGGAAGAAAGACAAUUGAGUGUAUAUAUGAGAGAAAGAAAACAUGUUUGAGAACAAAUGAACAGAAACAUUCCCUGAGUUUUAAGAGAACUGGUUAUGUCUCUAUCCUCUACCACAUUUUUUCAGUUUUAAAAUCUGCUUCAGUGGGUUGGACUUCCUGAAAAAGAUUCUCAACCACCCGCUGUAUAAUCAGAAAAAUAACAUUUGAAUUCAAGAGCAGAGGGGUCCACACCCCUCUCGGACUCACAGGUGGCAGGUAGCAAGGGGGUCAUAAUGGCUCCUCCCAUUGAUGGACCAGUGGAGAUGGGUGAAGAGCAGCAGAGAGCAGCAGCAGUAAUUGCCUGCAGCCGAGCUGUUGGCCUCUGAAGAGAGGCGGCAGUGGGGAUGGGUGGUGAGAGAACUCUCAUUUCCUCUUGUCCUCAUUUCAGAGGAAGAAAAUCAUUUGGCUCUAUUAAGAAUUAAGAGACAGCCCGUGUGCCAGUGCCUGUCUCACGUUGCAGAAUUUACAGCCAAGAAGAAAAUGUAUUUUUGAAAGGGUGACGGCUGGCCUCAUCCCUCACUAACUGACACCCCAUCUGUCAGUGAAAUUUUCUCUUCCCGUCCUCCCUACUCCACAGGAAUAGGAGAUAGGCUCAUGUUUGGUAAUUGCUAAACUCUUUAAGAAUUAAAAAAUAAAGGUUUCAGCUCCCUUGGCCUAAUUUUUCUUUGUCUUAUGCAAAUGCAAUGUGUGACUCUCUUGUGUAUGCUUUUUGCUUAAACCAGGACACAUCCCUUCAUCAGAACAGUGGUUCAUAGACUUCUGGAUGCAAAGAAAUUACUUGGAGUGCUUGUUUGAAGAUUCAGAGUUCAGUAAAGAGUCAGAAUUGACUAGACAGCAGCGGGUUUGGUUUGGUUUUGGUUAAUCUGAUUUUUAACCCCAGAGGCCUGUGGUUAUUGAUACACCACACUUCGGGCAGCCAGUCCCUCGGUAUCUUGUGAUAGGCCACACGAGGCAAUAAGGGAAGCUAUUGGGCAAAUUUAAUGCAAUAGUAAGUAAUCUGUAGCAUAUUAAAACAGGUACAGGUAAAUAAGGCAUUAAAGUACAAAUUUCAAAACAAAACAACCCAAAGAAAUCUUGCGCUUCCUGUGGGUGCUGUGUGAUAACUACAAAUACUUAAUUUUGCCAUA